Messenger RNA from Vigna radiata var. radiata (mung bean), 3222 nucleotides. Its product is annotated as G-type lectin S-receptor-like serine/threonine-protein kinase At2g19130. Bases 235 to 2715 code for a protein of 826 amino acids. Gene Ontology annotation, molecular function: ATP binding; protein serine/threonine kinase activity. The record is from RefSeq and is a predicted model, not a curated record. Gene Ontology annotation, biological process: recognition of pollen; protein phosphorylation. The transcript has a single exon. Lineage: Eukaryota; Viridiplantae; Streptophyta; Magnoliopsida; Fabales; Fabaceae.
CAUUAAUUUUCAGAUCAAAAAGUUUGAACAGUGAAUUCCAGAAGCAUUUGUUGACUUUGCUUGUAACAAGACAAAACAGAAGAGAAGCUAUUAACUUUGUCCGUUCAGACACGACCAGGUCAUUGAUUGGACCCGUUCCACUUUUCUUCCUCUCGCACAUAAUAUCUACCUUCAUUACCUUCUCUGCAAAUUUCUCUGCAAAUUGCACGGUGGAACCAUUAAACCACUGGCAACAUGUUGAACAAGAAACCACCCUUGUUAUGGCUUUCUCUCCUCAUCACAUGCUUCUUCUCUUUCCACACCUGUACUUCACUCGCAGCUUUGACCACCAUCUCAGCAAAUCAAUCUCUCUCUGGGGAUCAAACUCUUGUCUCCCAAAAUGGAACCUUUGAAUUGGGUUUCUUCACCACAGGUAACAACUCUAAAUACUAUAUAGGCAUGUGGUACAGAAAGAUAUCUCAAAAGACUUAUGUUUGGGUCGCAAAUAGAGACGACCCAGUUUCUGAUAAGAAUUCUGCUAAAUUAACAAUAUUGGAUGGUAAUUUAGUGGUAUUAGACCAGUCCCAAAAUAUAGUUUGGUCAACCAAUUUGAGUUCUCCUAGCUCAGGUUCUGUGGUAGCCAUGCUUCUAGAUUCUGGGAAUCUUAUAUUAAGUGAUAGGCCUAAUGCAUCGGCAACUGAUGCUAUGUGGCAGAGUUUUGAUCACCCCACAGACACGUGGCUUCCCGGUGGCAAGAUAAGUUUGAACAACAAAACAAAGAAGCCACAGUAUCUGACUUCAUGGAAGAAUGUUGAAGAUCCUGCAACGGGAAUGUUCUCUCUUGAACUAGACCCUGAAGGAAGCAAUUCGUAUUUGAUUCGUUGGAAUAGAACUGAGCAGUAUUGGUCAAGUGGUUCUUGGAAUGGACACAUUUUCAGCUUGGUUCCUGAGAUGAGACUAAACUACAUCUACAAUUUCACCUUUGUGUCCAACGAGAACGAGAGCUACUUCACCUACUCUUUGUAUAACGAGUCUAUUAUAUCUCGCUUUUUUAUGGAUGUCUCGGGUCAGAUUAAGCAACUGACGUGGCUGGAGAAUGCUCAGCAGUGGAAUUUGUUCUGGUCUCAGCCUCGGCAACAGUGUGAGGUGUAUGCCUUCUGUGGUGGAUUUGGGACCUGCACUGAGAAUUCCAAGCCAUAUUGUAGUUGUUUGACUGGGUAUGAGCCAAAGUCACAAUCUGAUUGGAAUCUUACGGAUUACUCAGGGGGGUGUGUGAGAAAGACGGAGUUGCAAUGUGCCUCACCAAACUCCUCUAACAAGGACAGUGACAGGUUCCUUUCAAUUCUCAACAUGAAAUUGCCUAAUCAUUCACAAUCCAUAGGAGCCGGGAAUGUUGGGGAAUGUGAAACAACAUGCUUGAGUAACUGUUCUUGUACUGCAUAUGCUUAUGACAAUAAUGGUUGUUCAAUUUGGUAUGGUGAUCUCUUGAACCUGCAACAGCUUACUCAAGAUGACAGCAGUGGGCAGACUUUGUUUCUCAAACUUGCAGCGUCUGAGUUUCAUGAUUCUAAAAGCAAUAAAGGGACACUCAUUGGUGCUGUUGCUGGAGCUGUUGGUGGUGUGGUGGUUCUUGUAAUUGUUUUGGUGUUUGUGAUUCUGCGGCGCAGAAAGAGACAUGUUGGGAUAGGAACAACUGUGGAGGGCUCAUUGGUGGCAUUUGGGUAUAGGGAUUUGCAAAAUGCCACGAAGAAUUUCUCAGAGAAACUGGGAGGAGGGGGUUUUGGCUCUGUCUUCAAAGGAACAUUGUCUGAUUCUAGUGUCAUUGCAGUAAAGAAGCUUGAAAGCAUUAGCCAAGGUGAGAAGCAGUUCAGAACAGAAGUGAGCACAAUUGGGACAGUCCAACAUGUGAAUCUUGUAAGGCUUCGCGGGUUCUGCUCCGAAGGUACUCAAAAACUUCUGGUUUAUGAUUACAUGCCAAAUGGUUCCUUGGAUUCGAAAAUGUUUCAGGAAGAUGGAUCAAAGGUGUUGGAUUGGAAACUGAGGUACCAAAUUGCUCUUGGAACAGCAAGAGGGUUGACUUACCUUCACGAGAAGUGUAGAGACUGCAUCAUACACUGUGAUGUGAAGCCAGAAAACAUUCUCCUUGAUGCUGAUUUUGUUCCAAAGGUGGCAGACUUUGGCCUUGCAAAGCUGGUUGGAAGGGACUUCAGCAGGGUCCUCACUACCAUGAGAGGGACAAGAGGUUAUCUUGCCCCAGAGUGGAUAUCAGGUGUGGCCAUCACUGCAAAAGCUGAUGUCUACAGCUAUGGAAUGAUGCUUUUCGAGUUUGUGUCAGGUAGGAGGAACUCUGAGGCAUCGAAAGAUGGCAAAGUGAGGUUCUUCCCAACUUUUGCUGCAAACACUGUCCACCAAGAAGGGAAUGUGCUUAGCUUGUUGGACCCUAGGUUGGAGGGAAAUGCUGACAUUGAAGAGGUCAUUAGAGUCAUAAAAAUUGCUUCAUGGUGUGUCCAAGAUGAUGAAUCUCACAGGCCUUCAAUGGGUCAGGUGGUUCAAAUCCUUGAAGGGUUCUUGGAUGUGACUUUACCUCCAAUUCCAAGGACCCUUCAAGCCUUUGUUGACAACCAUGAGAACAUAGUUUUCUUCACUGACUCCAGCUCCACACAGAGUUCACAGGUAAAGAGUACCUCCUCUCAAGCCAAGAGCAACACCUCAUCCAAUAAUUCUCAGUCCUUAUGACAAAAUUAAGAUCACAUGCCUUCUCUCAGUCACUCAAGAACAAUAGGUGAAGCCAUACUUUGAUUUUGAGGCAUUUAAUUCUAAUGUUAUGGUUUGCCAAAGAAGGAUUUCUGCUAAGAUGCUUGUGUGUUCAACCAAAAUAAUGUCAUCUGUUUUUAUUUGUAUGAGCCAGUUGGGACUUGGGGGAUCAUUAGAGGAGAAUUGUGGCAGAAACAUGGUGCAUGUAACUUAGAUACAUUAAGUAAUAAAUUAAUAAAUGUUCGAGAUUCUCUGGAACACUUUUGUAACAUAGUAGUCGCAGAUUUUGUUUUACUUUUCCACAGUAAGGAUAUUCUCAGAUAUUUUUUACGUUUCCAGACAACAAACUCUUCCAAAUGUUUUAGACUUUUUGUUUAGAACUGGACAAGUGUCCUCUUCAUUAUUCAAGCUUGUUGGAAGAUACACUUUCCUAGAAAGUGAUUGAGACUUUACAAAAGCCUAUGAUAGAAGAAAGACAUCAUAACAAUA